Molecule: messenger RNA, 969 nt
Organism: Neurospora hispaniola
Lineage: Eukaryota; Fungi; Ascomycota; Sordariomycetes; Sordariales; Sordariaceae
Exons: 2
Coding region: 1-969 (322 amino acids)
Biological process (GO): methylation
Cellular component (GO): nucleus
Molecular function (GO): nucleic acid binding; methyltransferase activity
Source: RefSeq, a predicted model, not a curated record
AUGGUUCACUCAUCUGUACUAUAUCACAACGAUAAUCGAACAGUGUUCCUCCUGGAUCUGCCUCGUUCAAUCGAGGAAGCUCAGCUUCUCCCAAGAGAGCUUGAUGAUGGCGCGCUUACUCCGCUGAAGCUACGGACCCUGAUUUCGGUAGAACCUCCGUCCUCCCCGUUUCCGACUCCGGAGCCCAAGUCGAAAUCGCAAUCAUCCCCGGCCAGCGCUGCUCCAUCUGCUUCCGAUCACAUAGCGAAACUGAUGGCCCGUUCCGCUGCCGAGUCGGCCUUGGAAGACAUUCAGCAUUCUUAUCACGGAGAAUGGUGUUUACCGCGUCAUUGUCUGCCAAGGAUAAAUCGCCUAACGACGGCAGUCAACCGGAACGGGAAGCGGGGUCCUGACGGAGAGGUUUAUGACGUCUCAGACAAUGCCAAAACCUUUGACGAUGCCUCUGGUGAGGCGCCGCCAGACCUCUCCCAUUACACCAUUCCAAAGGCAUCUCAUUACCUGCUUGGCACGGUGGAGUCUCGGAGAUCUCAGUUUCUCGCGACGGCGCCCAAGAAAUUUGAUCUGAUCCUCAUGGAUCCGCCCUGGCCUAACCGAUCCGCAAAGAGGAAAAGGGGCAUCUACCGACCGGCGCGUGAUGCGGACUCUAUAAGGGACCUUCUUUCCCAGGUUCCUGUCGCAUCGCACUUAUCCGAGGACGGUCUCGUAGCUGUAUGGGUUACGAACUUGGCGCGAGCCGCCGAGCUUCUUACAUGCCCAAAGGGUAUCUUCGAUGAGUGGCAAGUCGAAUUGAUCGGCGAGUGGAUAUGGCUGAAGGUGACCACCGGCGGAGAGCCCAUUGAAACCCAAUUUACGAGGUUUGUUCGCCGACCUUCUGCCGCCCGAUUAUCAAGCUUUGGAGGUUUUUGCCCGGAACCUGACGGCAGGGUGGUGGAGCUGGGGCGACCAGUGUCUGCUAUUUCAGCACCGUAG